Messenger RNA from Elaeis guineensis (African oil palm), 306 nucleotides. The record is from the annotation of a RefSeq genome assembly. NCBI's taxonomy places the organism in Eukaryota, Viridiplantae, Streptophyta, Magnoliopsida, Arecales, Arecaceae.
AUGAUGUUCGAGCAUGUACUUUUUUUGAGUGUCUAUUUAUUCUCUAUCGGUAUCUAUGGAUUGAUCACAAGUCGAAAGAUGGUUAGAGCACUUAUGUGUCUUGAGCUUAUACUCAAUUCGGUUAAUAUCAAUCUCGUAACAUUUUCUGAUAUAUUUGAUAGUCGCCAAUUAAAAGGCGACAUUUUCUCAAUCUUUGUUAUAGCUGUUGCGGCUGCUGAAGCGGCUAUUGGGCUAGCUAUUGUUUCAUCAAUCCAUCGUAACAGAAAAUCAACUCGUAUCAAUCAAUCGAAUUUGUUGAAUAAUUAG